UCAAAAUUAGCCUACACUCCUAAAUCACACACUAUUUGUAAUUACUAGGACAUUUCUUGCACAAAUAGCACCACAAAUGGUUCACUGACUAUUUUAGUGUUUCUCUGUGGUUUUCAAAUACACCUUGGCAUUUCAUAUCGCCCUUUUCCUGCAAGCUCCAUCGCAAUAAUAUAUUUAUACCCAAAAAGGGUGGAAAACUGCCGGAUGGCUGCUCCUGGAGGCGCAUUCUCUGCAGCGCUUAGGCGGUCACAAGACUUCAACAUCGGUGAACAAACACAUCGCAACGCUGACAGGUCAGCUAGAACUUACAGGCCACGGAUUCUUCUCGUUUCUGCUUCCAACAUCCAACAAGUGGGUGCAUUUGGAAAACUUUGCACCACAGCGCUACUGUCUUUUAAACUUUUUUUUUUUUUUUAACUGUACUAUCGUGAGGUGGGGCUUAUUUUGUAUGCAAAAAUAAUUUCUCUGUCGGGAAAGGGUUAUUUUAACUUGAAGUUAAAUAGUCCUGUUAAACUACAACUUGUGAUGUUUCGUGCGUAAAGGAGGGGCGCAUGCCAAAGUGAGCGAGUGCCACUGGAAGAAAUCGCACCAAAGAUGUCAACAUUGCUUUACCACCCACUCGAAAUCGAUUGUAUUACCUUCAAGAAGGUGGCUCCUCGUAUAAAUAGGGACGCAUUAUUUGAAGAAAGACGGUGGUGAGCACAAUCUGCUAGCUGUUCUCUCUCUCUCUCUCUUUCUCUCUCUCUCUCUCUCUCUCUCCUCUCGGGACCGCAGACAACGCCUGGAAGAAUUUGCUGAAGACAUCUCUGUCCACUUUCCAGGACAAAAGCAUAUUUAAAUCCUAAACUAACAGUGAAGUCAUGCAGGUGGAGAGGAAAUGGCACAUACUCUUGUCUAUCUUCUUUCUGCUCAUCACCUCAGGCCAGUGCAUGGACAGCAAGGACAUGAAGCAGAAAGAAAGAAGGACCCUGUUGGAUCUUAUCUUACAGGUUAUCAGAGACAGCCAGCACCGGGACAAAGGCGUCUCCAGGCGCUGUAGCAGUGGACUCCUCACUUCAGCCCAAGACAUGAAGUUCUCCUCCCGGGAAAAGCCUUACUAUGUUCCUAGGCUGGAUAACAGUAGACUCAUAGAAAUUUUUCCUAGAGAUGUAAACAUGAAAGACAAAUUCAUUCAGCAUUUCACAGCAGGACCAGUCAAGUUCUCGUCGGAGUGCAGAACUCACUUUCAUAGACUUUAUCACAACACGAGGGAUUGUUCGAGACCAGCAUAUUACAAAAGAUGUGCAAGAUUGCUAACACGGUUAGCAAUGAGUCCUCUCUGCAUGCAAUCAUAGAAAAUGCAUGACCCAAAACAUUGGAAGAGGGAUCAAUGUGUUGCCAAGGAAGUGCCUUCAAAUCCACAGCAGUCAUAUGAACAUUGUUGCGUUUAUAGUCUUUCUAUUUUUGUUGUCAUUCCUCGAAAUGCCAAUAGACGUUGUUGUUUUUUUUUAUGUAUGGGUUUUCUUUUUGUUUCAGUGUACCAUAUAUACCAUAUAUUUGUAACGAACAAACAUUAACUUAAUAUUAAAAACACCUAUUUAUUGAAAAGUUAUGUAAAUAAUAAUUGGUUAUUGAAGUUAUUUCUGAUGGAGAGAACGUUUUUUUAUUAUUGUUAUUAUUAUUAUUUUUCUCCUAUUUGAAUUCCCCUCCCACUGUUGGUCUGAAUGAUUUGUCACGUUUCGUCGUUGUCUGCAUUCGAUUUAAUUUGGCACUUGAGUGAUUGCUGACAAUGAGAACAUAUGGAAUGACUACAGUGGUGAUGAUUCACUGCAGUACUGAACAAUAAAGAAUAUUGAAGCA
Molecule: messenger RNA, 1839 nt
Organism: Labrus mixtus (cuckoo wrasse)
Lineage: Eukaryota; Metazoa; Chordata; Actinopteri; Labriformes; Labridae
Gene: alkal1
Product: ALK and LTK ligand 1
Exons: 6
Coding region: 861-1334 (157 amino acids)
Biological process (GO): positive regulation of ERK1 and ERK2 cascade; positive regulation of ERK5 cascade
Molecular function (GO): receptor signaling protein tyrosine kinase activator activity; receptor tyrosine kinase binding
Source: RefSeq, a predicted model, not a curated record